GAAGUAACAACAACAACAGAGGAAUUUUCAAGAAAAAUAAGUAUGCCAGCUGUUUCUGAAUCAUUUAAUGUCAUGCACUUUAAGAAAAAAAAAGAAGAGAAAUGGAUAGAUAAAACUCUUAAAGAAGUUACUGAUGGCUCUGUUUCAAAACAGAUGUUUGUUGGUGCUGUUUCUGGAUGGUGUGCUGGUGUUGUUUGUUCAAAAGUAGGGAAAACAGCUGCUUCUGCAUUAGCUGGAGGGUUAUUUAUGUUUCAAGUUGCACAGCACCAAGGUUACAUUAAAGUAAAUUGGAAUAAAGUGAAUAAAGACUUAGAAAAAGCAAAAAAGAAACUUGAUAAGCAUUCUACUAAAGAAUUACCGUGGUUUCUUGAAGAAGCUAAAAGUUUCCUGCACGAAUACAAGUUCCUUGUCACAGGAUUUGGUGGUGGUUUUCUCCUUGGUAUUGCUAUGUUUUAGCUUUAAUGUUCAAACAAUGUACUUAUAUUUUACCAGAUGUUCUAAUAUUGUCAGUAUAUAGUGUGUUAUAAUGAAAUAAAUAAGAUUUUUAAAAAAUGUU
This is a messenger RNA of Uloborus diversus, 556 nucleotides long. Its product is annotated as FUN14 domain-containing protein 2-like. Gene Ontology annotation, cellular component: mitochondrial outer membrane. The transcript is spliced from 5 exons. The coding region runs from base 43 to 456 and encodes 137 amino acids. The record is from RefSeq and is a predicted model, not a curated record. Gene Ontology annotation, biological process: autophagy of mitochondrion. NCBI's taxonomy places the organism in Eukaryota, Metazoa, Arthropoda, Arachnida, Araneae, Uloboridae.